Molecule: messenger RNA, 447 nt
Organism: Hirsutella rhossiliensis
Lineage: Eukaryota; Fungi; Ascomycota; Sordariomycetes; Hypocreales; Ophiocordycipitaceae
Exons: 2
Coding region: 1-447 (148 amino acids)
Source: RefSeq, a predicted model, not a curated record
AUGACAAAGACCGGGACUUCGACCCAACGAACGAUCCUACGGGAACCCCAAGAUUGGGAUAAGUGGGUCAAAGAACUAAAAGCUCAUAGCGCGAGAUGGAAGAAGCGCGGACGAGGGGAAUUCAGGCAAGCACUAGUGCGAUGGACGGGCUACGCAGAACCGACUUGGGAGCCACUUGAGUGGUUGCAAGGAACAAUUGCGAUGAAGGCAUUCGAGGACAAGUACGGGCCAAUCAAGACCAAUGAUGGCCCUAGGGAGAGGUACGAGACGCUGGCAGGAAAGCAAGAACCCCGCAGACGCCGACCUGCUUGGUGGACCCGGUUGUACCGGGUCCGGUGGGUCGUGCUCGGGUGGCAGCACCGGCCCCGCUCCGCGGACCCGGAAGCUGCGAGAACAUUCUGUGAAUCUCGCGAAGAUGAGAGCAAAAGUGGGCAUAGAAGUGGAUAA